Messenger RNA from Gallus gallus (chicken), 9502 nucleotides. RefSeq names its product C8orf37 homolog (gene C8orf37). The transcript is spliced from 8 exons. The record is from RefSeq and is a predicted model, not a curated record. The coding region runs from base 34 to 693 and encodes 219 amino acids. Gene Ontology annotation, cellular component: cytosol. Lineage: Eukaryota; Metazoa; Chordata; Aves; Galliformes; Phasianidae.
GAGGCCGCCCUGGCAACGGCCGGCGGCGGCAAGAUGGCGGACGAGCUGGACCAGCUACUGGACGAGGUGGAGAGGCGGUUCUGCCGCAUGCCGGACCGGGGGGCCACCGGCGGAGGUCAGAACGGCGACAGGGAGCGGGCGGCGGCGGAGGACAGAUCAGCUAAAACGUUAAUGGGUGCUGGCAGCGAUGAAGAUGAUAUAGAUGACAUUAUUGAUGAAAUCUGUAAUGACAGCAGCAGCUUUGCCAGAACACCUCUGAAAUUGAAGUCUAACUCCCCAAGUGUCACACCUGGAAGCAAUAGCACUGUUGUACAGGCUCAUAGGAAAAGGUGCUGUCCAGUGUACCUGGGUGGAAGCUCUUCACCAAAUGGCAUAGGAACGAAUAUUUCAAAAAGAACGUGUGACCAGCUGCGUUGUACUGCUUGUGACUUCCGUGUAUCGCUUUUCAAUGACUACAUCUGGGAUCAGUCCUGUGAUUAUCUUUUUUUCAGGAAUAACAUGCCUGAGCUCAGCAAACUAAGAGCAAAGAUGAUAAAGAAGAAAGGAUCACGAGCAUAUGCUUGUCAGUGCAGCUGGAGAUCCAUCGAUGAAUUAACUGACCUCCAAGCAGACCAGCAGCUUCGGUAUUGGUGCCAUUUGGGCGACAGUUAUUUCACGUUCUGCGCCGGCAGUGUGAACGUGAUAUAUAUUUAGUUCAAUUCUGGUGAGGAAGGCUGGAAACAAUUAAACUAUGAAAAACGAGAGUGGUAUAAAAGAGUCUACCAAUGCUUCUGAAGAGCAGUGACAUAUAUCUGUGUCGGGGAAUCAAGAAGAGAACGUUCUGGAACCGAACUACUAAGGCAACUUAAGCCAAGGAGAAACCAGGUCCAUCUGCUCAGCACACGGUGGGUUGGGCACAUCUCCCGCUGUGCCUGGGAUCACUGCUGACACAGCUGGCAGCAGCCAGCACCCAGUGCCCAGCCAGGUGCUUCACACACAGCUGCUGGGGUAAGCGAAAAUCCUUCAUCUCUCUGUUUUCGCAGAAGGGUUCCUUUCCCCCCGCAGUACAUUGGAAAUGGCUCCCGAAGCCUGGAGAGUAUUAGUUCUUUAUAAAGGAUGUGUUUGUAAAGCGGAUCAUUUCCAGAUGUCCAGUGGUUUUGCAGACCUUGCAAUAACAAUUUGCUACCAAGAGUUCUCAGCCAGCUCUGGGCAUUUGGUUACCUGGAGUGUUUCUAGCAUCCAUCACAAGGCAAAGGACACCUUUAAGGAGGGGAAAAGCAAACAGCCUAACAGCACCCGACAGUAUCAGCACCUCAUCAGGUCCGCCCCAGCACAUUCUCACUUCAUUGUCCCAUACCUGACAGGCCAUAAAAGAGCAAAACAGCCACUUUCCUUUUCUGUCUGAUGCUGCAAGUUACUCACAUUUCCUGUCCCGCUAUUUCAAGGAUUAAGGUCUCAAAAUGGGAGCCCAUUAACUUGUCUGAAAUGCCAUAUUUUCCUCUCUUCCUACAGCCAUGUCCAAGUGAACUGGAUCAACGCUGCCUGAGAGGCAUCACCAGGGUCAGGGUGCAUCGUGCUGAGCCCAUACAGGUGCCACCAGCAGUGCCCCCUGCUCUGGUGGCUGCUGCAUGCCAUCCGUGGCCAAGGAAAGACAGUGAGGGUUUCUCUGCCUGAAGGAGCAGGAAGGACAUCCCUGUCUCAUGCUACCCAAUGGUUUGGGCUGUAUUUUAGCCCAGAGCAGAUGUACGUGGGAGAAGAGGGUGGGAUCUCAACACUUUUGACAGUCUCCCCUUAACACAUUUACACUUAAACCAUUUUAAAACAUAGCACUGCUUCCCCUAUGCCCUCCCCUGUUGCACUGACCAGCCCUGGGCCUGGGAGGUCACACAGCACAUCUGAGAGGCCCAGGUGAGGAGCUAAGAAAAGUAAAUCUGUUGUCAGCAGCCUUACAUUUGCUUUGCAGGAGUAUGUGCUGCUGCAAGAAAAACUAGUGCUUGCAGAUAGAAUGCAAGAUCUGCAAGCAAGGCCAUGAGCUGGGCAGCAGCUGGCUUUGGCUUUCAAAACCCAGAGGCAAAUUCUUACCGAAAUGCAAAGUAUGUUUGUAGGGAAAUCUUUUCACUCCAACGUAGUCUGACUCAGCACGGGUACGUAGAUUACAGCUCAUUAACACACUCCUGUGCAAAUAUCCUCAUUGAGCUCCUGCCACUGGGUUACAUGGAGGAGCAUGUAAAGGGCCGCAUCCCUGCCAUGGUCCGGGCAGCAUCCUACCAGCUGCCAGCAUUGCUUGUGCUUCCAUGUACAUCGCCUGGGCACAAAGGCAAAGCCAAGGGCUCCAGCAGGGCUUGUAUUUUUGUAAAAGUUUGGGGAAUUUCAGACAUUUGCAUUGCUUGGAGUGUCUGAAAGGAAGAUGAGCUCUCUGUAAAGCAUCAUCUCUUUAAAAACCCUGCAGAUCACAGCCCUAGUGAGGAAAGCACAGAAAGGUAAAGAAACUUAGAAGGAGAAUAAACUACAGCCACAGACUUAAAAGUGUAAAUAAAACAUGGCCCUGGCCCACAGGCUUCUGCUUCUUAUAACCUUGAGAAACUAUCUCCUCUUGAUUUGUAAAUUAAAUCAAUAUGACAGUGUUGGGAAUGUAGCGGUUUCAUCAGCAGCUGAUGCUAAAAUAAGGUCCACGGGCACCGAAAUGUCUCCGCGCUGCUCAGUCUGAAGUGUGGUUAUGCAAUGGGGAUAAGCACAGCAUUUCUUUGGAGCAUUAACCUGAAUUAAAGGAUGAAACGGUCGUGCGGGGAUCAAGGCCCCCUGGUCACCGCCGAGGGCUCCAUCGGUGCUGGUCGGUUCUGCUGCUCGGUAACUGCAAGAAGAGCACAAACAUGGUAACAAACACAGCUGGGCCCCUGCAAGGGGGUUCUCCUCCCCACAGCACCCCACCUUAUGUCUGGGAAACGGCACCGCUACCAUCAGUGUGCUAUCUCUGUGACAACGUGCUGGGUAGGCUUACUGCAAAGGAUGCCCAGCUGGGUGCUGCCACUCGGCACUGAAGGGAAGAGCAGUCCCUGGGUAUCAUCAUUAAGUGUCUCAGAAUUUGAAACUAAGGGAGGAAUGAAAGUCAGAGGUCUCGACCACGAGAUGAAGAUUUUAAGGCUCUCAAAUUCUUGUUCCCUGUUUCCUUGUUUUAAGUAUCCAUGGGCAUUCCUGGCUCCCUGUGAUGCUGACAGUGAUGCAGCUCGAUGCUUUGGGUGAUGUUCAUGUUUAUAACUUAGUAGUGGGACAAACAGGGCUGCAGACACACACGCAAAAGCAGCACUGCCAAUGGCUUCAUGGGGCUUCUGCUCUCAAAGCCAGCUCUCCCUUACAGCAGAAUGCAUCCCUAGCCAAGUGGCGUUAGCCUCUAAUUGCACACCAACAGUCCUCUUUUGCUCCUGAUUAAAGGCAAAAUGAAGGCAGUUGGCUGAUGUAUUCCCCUAUACUGAUUUUGUGUCUGAGCUCUGCAGCAUCCUGUAACUAGGCAUGGCUGCUGGCUCUAGGACAGCUUCCCAGCAGGACCAGUUUGGUGUUUUGCUGGUUACAUCAAACCAGCUAGGGCAGUUUUGUAUCAUUCCUUUAUCUCUGUCCAGGCCUAGGAAGACAGAAAUAAGAACAGUCCUCCUGAUACUCUCCUAGGGAAACCAGUUUAAAAAUCAUACCUUAGGAGCUUAUCUAACUACAGAUUACAUCAGUUCAACAGACUCAAUUAAAUUCAUUUAAGCUUUCACGAAACACUGUGUUCGUACUCUCGCUUGCACUUCAAACGGGUUUAUUGCAUACCUGCCUCUAUCAUCACUUGCUCAGUGACUUUCGGUGUGUGCUUCCUACACCUGCAGGUAGGUCACAAAAAAUGUCUAAGGGAUUUGUCACCCUCUGAGAACAACAUCAGGUCUCCAUUUCUUGUUAUGACAGUUUACAUGGCGGACCCACUCUAAGGUGAAAUGUGGGGUGGUGACAUGCCAUGGGAAAGAGGAGGGCUGAUCAGGGACUUUGUCCCUUUUCAUUUUUAACUCAGAGGGCAGUGAGGCCCUGGCACAGCUGCUCAGAGAAGCUGUGGUGCCCCAUCUCUGGAGCCGUCCAAGGCCAGGUUGGAUGGGGCCCUGGGCAGGCUGAGCUGGUGGGGGGCAGCCCUGCCCAUGGCAGGGGGUUGGAGCUGAGUGGGCUUUAAGGUCCCUUCCAACACAAACCAUUCUGUGAUGCUAUGACUUCGUGAUUUUCUUAAACCACAUUUUCAAAAUUAUAGCAACAUUGUGCGCAUAGUUGGGUGCCAGGUUGGCAGAACUAUUGCAAACAAAGCUGUUCUCCUUAAAGUGCUUAACAUUCAGAAACAAAUAAAGAUACAUUACAGAUAUCGUCUGUCCACUGAAAUGGCCAUUCUCUUACUGCACACUCACCUCUUUUCCAGUUUGACGAAGCCUUUUUUAGGAACACUUUUUGUAGAGGCAAAAAUGUAGGAAAAGGAUCAGGUCAUUGUCUUUAGCUCCUUGUAAAUUCUCGGUGUUGAACUAACUGCUCAGCAACCAUCAUUCCUAGAUACAUCAGUUACUGCUGAAACAAUUGACACGUCAAAUAUUGUUAAGGAAUAUAGGAAAUAAUAGAAGGAAAAAUCUACCAAGGAGAAACUUUAGGAGAGUUGUGUAUAGAUGUCCUUGUGCAUACAUGUCCUUUAGCAAACUGUUAUUUAGCUAGCUCAUAAAAAAGAGACUGGGGCAAGAAGCACAGCUAUUUUUGCAGCUGUGUUACAUCUAUCUAAAGCACGGUGCAAGGGGACCACCUCUCUAAUUGCAAACAUCAACACGCAGAUGUUUCCUCUGGCCAGUGAAAGCAGCUGAGGCUCACAAAGGUGAGCUUCACGGGCUGAUGCUGUCAGAGCAGGGAAGCAUUAAGGCAGCUGGGUGGCUGCUCGCUGACACAGAGCUGAUAUUCUCAGAGCUCCAUCACUGCCACCCCAUGUCACCAACAGGCCUCACUGAGGGAAAGCAGGGAUGCUGUAGCGACAAGCAGUGACAGGGAGGAGCACAGGGCACCAUGAGCAGUAGAGAAGUGAGUAGGAUGCUGAAUGUAAGUCAUAAAGUGAAGGACACAGCACAUAGACGCCUUUGGCAAGAACACAGUAGGUCUCUCCAGGUACGAUGCAGGGAGGGAUGGGGCUGAAGCCAUUUGUGCAGAGGGAGCUACGCAAGCAAGAGAAAAUAUUCAUUCUUUUGGUUUCCUUCCUUACUCAAGAAAACUUUCUGCAUCUUUCAGGUGCAGCUCCUGAAGUUGCUGAUGCGUACCACGAUAAAACCACAUUGCUGGUGGGUGCAGAGGGAAUGCAUGAUGACUUGAGCUGCUGUUUUCUAGGUGAGGACAUGGCCAACAAGAGGCCUUCCCCUGAGCCUGCAAGACAGCGAUCUGAGAGCUAUACUGGGGCACAUGAGGCAUUUCAUGUUGCUUAUUUUGCCUAUGUACUUCAUGCAACACGGUACAGCUUGGCAUUGAUGUGUUUUGCAUGGAUCUCAGGGUCUCUGGGAGCUAAUAUUACUUGGAAUAGGAGAUAUGCUGCAUUUGGAGAGAAGUAAAAUUCUCAGAAGUGCCUUUGACCGAUCACCAAAGUGAAUAUGUACCCAAGAGACCUGAGAACCCAAGUUUAAUAGCAUCCCAUUUGGCUGCCUCAAUGGCCAGGCGAUGAUAUUCAAAAUGGCAGCAGCCUUCCUACUGAGAGCACAAGGCCUUCCCUGUGGCCCAGCAGUGUCCCCUGCCUCCAGCUCCAGCAGGCCUGCACGGUGCCAAUUAGUGCUAAUGCGUGCUUGCUCUCCCAGCUGCUCCCACCUGCCAGCUUGCAACAGGUUAAAAUAAAUGAAUAGGACUUAAAUGAAGGGAAUGUUUGUGAUUCGCAGCCAACUGCCCCAGAGCAGCUAUGACAAGCAGGUUACCUGGCAGCACUCCAUCAAGCUCCCUGUGAUGCCUGUAAACAAAUACCUGUUUGUGCAGCUGCUCUCCCCAGGCAGAAGCCAUGAGAAGCUUCUGUGGGCACAAGCACUGGGAAGGAGUGAGGACACGGUGAACAUGAGGCCGGCCUGCUGUGACAAGGCCCAGCAGGGCUGUCUGGCUGUGACUCAGCCCCAAGCACCACAAGUGGGUUUUCUGGUUCUUCAGGGUGGAGCAAAACCCACCCAGUGCUGCACCCCGUGGACCAAACAGGGCCUGAGGCCCGGAGGGACCCAUAGGCCCUGCUCCACACCCGAGUACACACUCUCAGGGAGCCAGGCGACGACAGGACCUCACUGAUGAACGUGUUGCUGUUCUAAAUCCUGGCAGGCAGCUGUGCAAUACAAGCCUCAGACCCUCAGAGGGAUGCUGCAGGGCUGAUGCUUGGAUAGACACCAGCUUGCCCUUGGAAAUCCCAUGCAGCCAGUCGCCUACCAACACGGCCAAAUCAGACCUGGGUGUUAGGAGCUUUGGUUUGAUUCCCCGCUUGCUUCACCACACCAUCAGAAAACAUGUCCUUAUUAUAAAAAAAAAAAGAGUAAAAGCCAACCACAAGCAUGAUUGCUAUGUUUUAAUGUGAGCAGAGGUUUUUAUCACCCAGCAGUGAGGGCUCCGGAUGGGUCUCUGAAAUGCAGCCAACUUCUCAUUAACCACACUUGGACAUCCCCCCUCCUUCCAGCUCCAUUUAAGGCCCAGUCAUCUUUGUGAGCAGCAGCGUUGAGGAGGAUCAGAUCCCAGCAUAUUUCUGUUUCAGCCAGGAUCUUUACAUGGCUUUCGAGCUGACUGGAGGGGAAAGAGCUCCUCCAGGCUGGAUUUUUGUAUUUGAUAUGAGUGACACCAACGCUUGGUUACACACAAGUGUUGGGACAGAAAGCUGCAUCCCAUAGCCAGCACAGCCAGAGCAGGACCAGUGGUGCUGGCAGGGACACAGAGGACACAGCAGGUGCAUGGCAGAGACUGUAUCAGCACUAGCCCCAGGGGAGACUCUGAACUUACAUGCUGGCAUCUGGCAGCACAAACAGUGCACUCCUUGCCCCCAUGUAAAUGUGAGUAUAGCUCUAUUACAGGCGCACAGCUCUCCUAGGCCUCCCCAAAGGCAGCUCAUGCCCCCUGGGGUGGUACAAAAGAUGCUCUUAAAUUAUUAAGCAAGAAAAGGGGCCUGCUUUGCUUAAAAGGUUCGUGCUUUCAGGCCAUCAUGCCAUUUACUGCGGAAGCCAAAGGAGAGCAGUUGAUGCAAGUAGGUGAGAGCAUGGAGAUGCACCCAGGACAGCAGGAUCUGGCUGUGGAAAGAGCCUUGGAGUCCUCAGAUACACUGUGGCUUAGCCAGGAGAGGCACCCAAGCUAUCAAAUACAGGAUGAAAAACAGGAGCACAGCAAUGCCUUUCUCAGAGCUUCCUUCUCUCAGCAAUUCAAAGAUAAGGAGUCAGCACUACCAAAGAAAGAAUUUGCAUAUAACACAUUCAGGCUCUUUAUUUCACUUUCAGAUCAGGAGCCUUUAGGGUUCAUGUUCUCAGUUUUCCUCCAAAACCACCUGCUGCAUAAUGAAACCUGAUGUUUUGAUGUUGCACUGGGGAGGCAGAGCAGCAGCACUGCUCCAGUGGCCUUCUUCAUGGCCCUAGUGCUGAGCCAGCAAGAAAAUGCUGGAGGGCUGCUGGAGCAAACUCAGCAUGCCUACCGCUCCACUGGAAGGAAACCAACAGCACCAUCCGCCCACCUGCUUGGGCAGGGGCUGCUCUGUGGGUUGAAACACCCUGUAGACUACUUGCCAGUGCAAAGUGCACACUGUUCGGGUGACAGGGGCUCCACGCGAUGAUCCAUAGUUGAUCUUCUGGCCAAGGAAAGAGCAUCAUGAGCAGGGAGUCCCUACCACCAGGCUCCUCUUCCUCCUCACACCGUGCUCUGCUCAGGGUGUCUGCUCAGUUGGAUCGUGUGCCUCCUCCCUGAUUGCCUCCCAUAGUAUGGCUCUUGAUAACUAGCCGUGCACACAGCAGGGGAAGCGUUCAAAUGCCUCACAGCAAGAUUACAGAUCAAAUGUCUGCUGUAUCUUCAGUUUUUUUUUUCUUUCCCUUCUAAAAACAAAAACCCACACUUGCAACCUGCAGGAAAACGACUGCUCACUUUGCACUUCCCUCGCAUCAUCAGAUAAUUGACUACAAGUUCCGUGCCUUACACAAAACAGGGGAGCCAGAUACUUUGCAGCGUGCCACAGUGACACUGGGCAAGGUGCUGGGUGCCUGCUGGAGCCUGGUUCCCCUCCCACGAUGGCUUUGGGCCUUUCCUCCAUGCCACACACUGCUGUGCCAGCACACGCUGCCCGUGCUCCAAAGAAGCCAAUGGUACACUAGGCUGUGUUAGGCCACAUGUUGCCAUUAGCUCAAAGGAGGUGAUCCCUCUCCUCUGCUCAGCACUGGUGAGGCCACACCUGGAGUGCUGGGUCCAGUUCUGGAGUUCCCAGUACAAGAGAGACGUGGACAUGCUGGAGAGCCCAGCAGAGGGCCACAGAAAUGAUGAAGGGGUUUUGGAGACCAGAAGCUGCACCUUGCAUCCACCACAGGAACAGCCCUGACCCCUCUUCUCCUUUCCACCACCACUCCUUUCCCUGUGGUUUCCUGCAGCUCCAGCACAGGUACUUACAUGGACUAUAGCAGGAAAUUCCCAUCUGCCACGUUACUUCAUAUUUUAAACAAAACUCUGGUCCAGCUACCAGGCACCCAGCAAAAUGUGCCUGCAAGUCUGCUUUGGCAUCUGUGUAUGUAAACAGAGUCCCAGUUGCUUAGCCACUGAUGGGUGUGCUUUAAGCUGUCACACUGCAUUCUCCCCAUCUCCCACUGCUCACAAAACCCAGCUCUCAGCAUCCAGAGCUGCAGCCCCUGACGCUCAUCGGCUGCAGGGAAAGCAGACAGCAGGAAGGAGCACACCAACCCUGCCCCAAACGUGUUGUUCCUCUGUGACUCACUUUCCUUUUUCCUUGAUCUGAGGUUUUUCCUUUGAAACCCAUUGCAGGAGGCAGGUUCAGACACCUCAUAGAGUGAAGUAACAGAGGAGCCUUUAUCGAGCAGGGAUGCACAACAACGUCUAUAACAACAAGGGUGUUGCCUUAUGGAGGCAUUACAACCACGUGCUUUCUCUGCAUGGUAAACACAGAAUGAUUUAACACUGAAGUACCCCAUGGGGCAUUGCCUGAAGUGCUCUGAGCAUCAGGGACAGGCACAUACAACACUGAGCAGGAGCCCUAUCCUGCUGCAGCACAGAGCAGUGCUGGCAGCAGCUGUGCUGCUUUAGGGGUAGGUGAGCCCAUGGCUGGUGAUGCCCAGGGCAGUGUGACAGCUGGGGUGAUACCACUACAGGUGUCAGCCCACAACAAGAGGUUUAAAGCAUGAACGAUGGGAAGGAGCAAUGCAAAGCAACACGCUGUGCUGGCAUUCCAAACCUAGGCAAAUGUCAGCACUUAUGCUAGGGAACAGAAAAUAAAGUGUUGAGGCAGGAGGACAGUUCUCCUCCCCUGAAAGAACUGUGUAUGGGUGAAAAU